UUUCAGCAGUGAGCAACUGUUCAGAUUAACCAGCAUAUAAAGUCCUUGAAUACUGUCUUCGGGAUAAUAAGUUCCCAUGAGGCUACUUCGGUGUCAGAUGGAGAAGCUUCAACCACCAAUCGUGCAUCGAGAGAUGCAUCUAGAGCACGCACUUCCACUUAACGAGGAUAACGAGCUGCUUGAUUACGGAGAAAUCACAUGUGUAAACGCACAGGACAGGAUUCAGACUGAAACACAAUGUUCUGGUGCUGAAAACACGUUUCUUGAGCCAGAAGCACUUGCUUCGAUGCAAUCAGCGCAAGCAUUCGUGUGUUCGCUUCAUCCGCAGCUUCAGUGUGAGGAGUACGGCCCAAACGCCGUCAGCGGAGGUCCUGCCGGUGCCAUAACCCCAGAUAUAGACAUCAGACCAUUCUCAGACAUGAACCCUGUCCACACUCCACAUGCUAACCCUCCGUGGCCCGCUCUGGCUCCUCAUGCUAACCCUGUUGCUGCAGUGCCUCAUCGGAAUCAGUUCUGGCCCACUUACACGCCUCCACAGCACUUUAACCCUGCGUUUAACCUUAACCCUGCAUUAAACCUUAACCAUGAGUUUGACCUUAACCUUGAGUUUAACCUUGAAUCUGUGUUUAACCUUGACCCUGCGUUUAACCUUAACCCUGGGUUUAACUGUAACCCUGGGUUUAACCUUAACCCUGCGUUUCACCUUAACCCUGGGUUUAACUGUAACCCUGGGUUUAACUUUAACCCUGGGUUUAACCUUAAACCUGCAUUUAACUUUAACCCUGGGUUUAACUGUAACCCUGGGUUUAACCUUAACCCUGCGUUUAACCUUAACCCUGGGUUUAACUGUAACCCUGGGUUUAACCUUAACCCUGGGUUUAACUGUAACCCUGGGUUUAAUCUUAACCCUGCGUUUAACCUUAACCCUGGAUUUAACUGUAACCCUGAGUUUAACCUAAACCCUGCGUUUAACAUUAACCCCGCAUUUAACCCAUUAGUGGCCUGUGGGGAUUCUGCCCUCUCCUGUCUGGUGCUUCGACCGCAUAUGAGUGUUUGUCCCACACCGUAUCCACAUCUAAACACCACGGGUUUAGUCUCCAACACACACUCACACUCACACACACAAUCGUUCCCUUUAAACAUGCUCGACGCGUACGAACUGUGGCAGAGACUGUGUAAGACAGCGGAGGACUACAGCUCCAGCAGUCCAGAUACUGAGGCUCUCGCCUGCUUCUUCAUUGACGUGUUUCGCCGUCAGGCCGUUCACAGCCCCGAUCUGCCGUUCUCGCAUGCCGUUCACACGGCCGUUGAGCAGUGGAGGAAAAUCCCGCCCCUUCAACGAAAACAAUAUCACGUCACUGCCAAAAUGUUCAUUAAUUUGAAAAAACUGAACCAGAGAGCCAACAGAGCCGAUGGACAUCAGUCGAUUCCCACAGGUAAUGUGAAGAAAAAAAGUAAACGUGCUAAAAAGGCAGGGCCAGUUGAAGAUCUCGCCGAGAGUGCACUUGCAGAAUACUCACAGGUCAUGGACGCCCCGGGGUCAAAGGUCAGCGAUGGGUCAGAGGUCACCGCAGCCAACGAGGAGGACGUGUGUGCACAGUUCCUCAACCAGCUGUUCAACCACUGCGAAUCUACCAACGAGGCUGGUUUCGACAUGGACUACAUCAGCUCUCUUCUCUCCACAGAUCACAACCUCACCGAUGUCCUUAAGGAAAAUUGCCAGGAUUUGUUUUCCAGCAGCAUUCCCAAGCCAGUCGCCGGAUGCUCCAAUUGGACUCCACAACGUGACUUCAGCCAGUAUAAUGGCUCCCAUCUUCAAGAUCACAUGAUGCAGGAAUCAUUUCGGAUUAACACACCAACUGGGAUGGAAAAUGGCGGCCAGAACGCAUUUCAAAGUUCCCAAGGCGAAUCGAUUCAUUCUGCUUUCCAAGACUUUGGUCCGGCUGGAAACUCUCCAGGAGGAAAAGGCGAGACUUUGUUUGUCACUGAACUUGAAACCACCGUCCAAUCCGAGUGCUUCAGUCUUCAAAACUACAAAUCCCAUCAUGCAUCAUUUACGCAUUCCAUAAAACGUCCAAAAAACCCUGCGAAUGGUGGAGUUAACCAUGAUGGAGAGAGAAACACGUUGGCCAGACAAAAAACGGAGAAAAUGGUAAGUACAAAGGAAAAGAGAAACAAGAAUACGGACAUUCCCCUCGAUUCUCAGAGAAAUAAUAGAGCGAAAACACAGACAAGCGUAAAGGAGACACCAGAGAAAAAGAACGCAAACCAGAACAAAAAACGGCAGAGGCAACGUAGAGGACGGAAGCAGGAAAAGGUGAUCACGGCGCUCGAUGAGAGAACAACAGACGAUAAAAGAAAAACAGCUGAAAACCAAAGGAAUAGAAAUACUCAAGGCGGUCAACGAAAAUCUGCAACCAAACAUGGAGCGAAAGAAACUGAUUUAUUCAAAAUAACCACAGAAAGAGAGGAAUCACGGCAACGUACGGACGUGACCAAGGCGAGGAAAGUUAGAAGAGACGAUGAGAUUAAGAGACGACAAAGGCCGAUAAAAAAAACGGGCAAAUCGAGUCGACAAAAAACACAAACAGAAACAAACGAUGGAAAAGAGCGGCAAAAAUGGGCCAUUGGUGAGAAUGGAGAUGGUUUUCCGAUCGGGACGCGGUGGGACGCAACCAAAACGCACUCAAACCACCAACGAAGAGGCUUGAGGAGGAUCAAGGUGGACGAAUCGAACAAAAAAUCCACUUGAGGCAUAAUAAAACAUAUAAUUGAACCAGA
This is a messenger RNA of Pimephales promelas (fathead minnow), 2781 nucleotides long. RefSeq lists its product as uncharacterized. NCBI's taxonomy places the organism in Eukaryota, Metazoa, Chordata, Actinopteri, Cypriniformes, Leuciscidae. The record is from RefSeq and is a predicted model, not a curated record.